AUGAGCCACUCGGGACCCUCUGAGGGAAUGCCGAUUGGGCCCCCUGGGGCGGCAGACAUGCCUUCCUCAGCAGCCCGCGCUCUUCAUCAUGGCCUCAUGCCGCUCACCAAGGAGGUGGCCAAGGGCAGCAUCGGGCGCGGCGUACUUCCCGCGGUGGAAUUGGCCAUAGAGCAGAUCCGAAACGAGUCGCUUCUGCGCCCCUACUUCCUCGACCUGCGGCUCUAUGACACGGAGUGUGAUAAUGCGAAAGGACUGAAAGCCUUCUACGAUGCAAUAAAAUACGGGCCAAACCACUUGAUGGUGUUUGGAGGCGUCUGUCCAUCUGUUACGUCCAUCAUCGCGGAGUCCCUCCAAGGCUGGAAUCUGGUGCAGCUUUCCUUUGCCGCGACCACACCCGUCCUGGCUGAUAAGAAAAAAUACCCUUACUUCUUCCGGACCGUCCCGUCAGACAAUGCGGUGAAUCCAGCCAUCCUGAAGCUGCUAAAGCACUUCCAGUGGAAGCGAGUGGGCACACUAACCCAAGACGUGCAGAGAUUCUCCGAGGUGAGGAAUGACCUGACCGGGGUUCUGUAUGGUGAGGACAUUGAGAUUUCAGACACCGAGAGCUUCUCCAAUGACCCCUGCACCAGUGUCAAGAAGCUUAAGACGCCACAGCAGUACGAGAGAGAGUACAACAACAAGCGGUCAGGUGUGGGGCCCAGCAAGUUCCACGGGUAUGCCUACGAUGGCAUCUGGGUCAUCGCCAAAACGCUGCAGAGGGCCAUGGAGACACUGCAUGCCAGCAGCCGGCACCAGCGGAUCCAGGACUUCAACUACACAGACCACACGCUGGGCAGGAUCAUCCUCAACGCCAUGAAUGAGACCAACUUCUUCGGGGUCACGGGUCAAGUUGUGUUCCGGAACGGGGAAAGAAUGGGGACCAUUAAAUUUACUCAAUUUCAAGACCGCAGGGAGGUGAAGGUGGGAGAAUACAACGCUGUGGCUGACACACUGGAGAUCAUCAACGACACCAUUAGGUUCCAAGGAUCCGAACCCCCAAAAGACAAGACCAUCAUCCUAGAGCAGCUCCGGAAGAUCUCCCUACCUCUCUACAGCAUCCUCUCUGCCCUCACCAUCCUGGGGAUGAUCAUGGCCAGCGCUUUUCUCUUUUUCAACAUCAAGAACCGGAACCAGAAGCUGAUAAAGAUGUCGAGUCCAUACAUGAACAACCUCAUCAUCCUGGGAGGAAUGCUCGCCUAUGCAUCCAUCUUUCUCUUUGGCCUUGAUGGAUCCUUUGUCUCUGAAAAGACCUUCGAAACACUUUGCACUGUCAGAACCUGGAUUCUCACCGUGGGCUACACAACCGCCUUCGGGGCAAUGUUUGCAAAGACAUGGAGAGUCCACGCCAUCUUCAAAAAUGUGAAAAUGAAGAAGAAGAUCAUCAAGGACCAGAAACUGCUUGUGAUCGUCGGGGGCAUGCUGCUAAUUGACCUGUGCAUCCUGAUUUGCUGGCAGGCUGUGGACCCCCUGAGAAGGACGGUGGAGAAGUACAGCAUGGAGCCGGACCCCGCAGGACGAGACAUCUCCAUCCGCCCUCUCCUGGAGCACUGUGAGAACACCCACAUGACCAUCUGGCUUGGCAUCGUCUAUGCCUACAAGGGGCUUCUCAUGUUGUUCGGCUGUUUCUUAGCUUGGGAGACCCGCAAUGUCAGCAUCCCCGCGCUCAACGACAGCAAGUACAUCGGGAUGAGCGUCUACAAUGUGGGCAUCAUGUGCAUCAUCGGGGCCGCCGUCUCCUUCCUGACCCGGGACCAGCCCAACGUGCAGUUCUGCAUCGUGGCCCUGGUCAUCAUCUUCUGCAGCACCAUCACCCUCUGCCUGGUGUUUGUGCCCAAGCUUAUCACUCUGAGAACAAACCCAGAUGCAGCAACUCAGAACAGACGCUUCCAAUUCACUCAGAAUCAGAAGAAAGAAGAUUCUAAAACGUCCACCUCUGUCACCAGCGUGAACCAAGCAAGCACAUCCCGCCUCGAGGGCCUGCAGUCCGAAAACCAUCGCCUGCGAAUGAAGAUCACAGAGCUCGAUAAAGACUUGGAAGAGGUCACCAUGCAACUGCAGGACACGCCAGAAAAGACCACCUACAUUAAACAGAACCAUUACCAAGAGCUCAACGACAUCCUCAACCUGGGGCACUUCUCCGAGAGCACAGAUGGAGGAAAGGCCAUUUUAAAAAAUCACCUCGAUCAAAAUCCCCAGCUGCAGUGGAACACAACAGAGCCGUCAAGAACAUGCAAAGAUCCUAUAGAAGAUAUAAACUCCCCGGAACACAUCCAGCGCCGGCUGUCCCUCCAGCUCCCCAUCCUCCACCACGCCUACCUCCCGUCCAUUGGAGGUGUGGACGCCAGCUGUGUCAGCCCCUGCGUCAGCCCCACCGCCAGCCCCCGCCACAGACAUGUGCCACCCUCCUUCCGAGUUAUGGUCUCGGGCCUGUGA
Myotis lucifugus (little brown bat) is the source of this 2472-nucleotide messenger RNA. RefSeq names its product gamma-aminobutyric acid type B receptor subunit 2 (gene GABBR2). Gene Ontology annotation, cellular component: membrane; G protein-coupled receptor heterodimeric complex. Gene Ontology annotation, molecular function: G protein-coupled GABA receptor activity. The record is from RefSeq and is a predicted model, not a curated record. Gene Ontology annotation, biological process: G protein-coupled receptor signaling pathway; gamma-aminobutyric acid signaling pathway. The coding region runs from base 1 to 2472 and encodes 823 amino acids. The transcript has 18 exons. NCBI's taxonomy places the organism in Eukaryota, Metazoa, Chordata, Mammalia, Chiroptera, Vespertilionidae.